AUGGUGGCAAAGCAUUACAAUGAUGAACGUUACAAGUCUAAUAAGGACCUAUAUACUGGAGGUGUAUCAUACAAAUGCGGAACGUGUAAUAAAGAGUUUAAGAACAAAGCGCAUCUGACUAAACAUGAAAGAACACAUAAUGGCGAAAAACCUUACAAAUGCGAAUUUUGUGAAAAGACAUUUAGUCAAAAUGGACAUCGAAGACAGCACAUAGUGGCAACGCAUUACAACGAUGAACGUUACAAGUCUAAUAAGGACCUAUAUACUGGAGGUGUAUCAUACAAAUGUGGAACGUGUAAUAAAGAGUUUAAGAACAAAGCGCAUCUGACUAAACAUGAAAGAACACAUAAUGGCGAAAAACCUUACAAAUGCGAAUUUUGUGAAAAGACAUUUAGUCAAAAUAAAAAUCUAAGACGGCACAUAGUGGCAAAGCAUUACAAUGAUGAACGUUACAAGUCUAAUAAGGACCUAUAUACUGGAGGUGUAUCAUACAAAUGCGGAACGUGUAAUAAAGAGUUUAAGAACAAAGCGCAUCUGACUAAACAUGAAAGAACACAUAAUGGCGAAAAACCUUACCAAUGCGAAUUUUGUGAAAAGAUAUUUAGUCAAAAUGGACAUCGAAGACAGCACAUAGUGGCAACGCAUUACAACGAUGAACGUUACAAGUCUAAUAAGGACCUAUAUACUGGAGGUGUAUCAUACAAAUGCGGAACGUGUAAUAAAGAGUUUAAGCACAAAUCGGUACUGAUAGUUCAUGAGAGGACUCAUAUUAGAAAACAACCAUACCUUUGUGAGUUUUGUGGACUAGUGUUCAGUACGCUCACCCCGCCCAAGGAGUCGCCAUCACCACCACCACCACCACCACCACCAUCGCCGUCGUACAUGGAACGCAGGAACGUGGUCGAUUAUUUCGCCGAGUCCUCGACGAAGGAGCGUGCGAGAAGGUCGAACUCUGCCGCCGAUGCGCGCUAA
Molecule: messenger RNA, 972 nt
Organism: Cyphomyrmex costatus
Lineage: Eukaryota; Metazoa; Arthropoda; Insecta; Hymenoptera; Formicidae
Product: zinc finger protein 761-like
Exons: 5
Coding region: 1-972 (323 amino acids)
Biological process (GO): regulation of transcription by RNA polymerase II
Cellular component (GO): nucleus
Molecular function (GO): DNA-binding transcription activator activity, RNA polymerase II-specific; RNA polymerase II cis-regulatory region sequence-specific DNA binding
Source: RefSeq, a predicted model, not a curated record